GAGACAGAGAGAGAGAGAGAAAGAGAGAAAGAAACAAGAGAGGGCGCGCGCUGACCGCGCGAGCAGACAAAACGAAAAGGAGGACGCAGCAACAGUGACGUGUGCCACCAUGUGCACGGCCCGAGCUGCUUGCCUGCUCAUCUGCCUGAUCCUGAGUGUGAUCGGCACUGCGGCAGGAUACAGCGAGGGCGGCGGUGCGGUGCAAAUCAUUGCUUCCACGCGCCUUGAGUAUGAUGGAAGCGCCUCCUCAAACGGAGGCUCCGGCCAUAGCGGCAGCGGUGGCGGUGCUGGUGGAAGCGUCUGGUUGGAAGCAGACUACCUCGAGGGCCACGGCAACACACAGGCUCGCGGCGGUAAUGGCGGCUACCACAGCUGCUACCUUUGCACACCAACUUACGGCGGCGGUGGUGGCGGUGGACGAGUCUUCACCUCCGCGUUCCAUGAAGCAAACAUUGACAUCCAACAGGGCUAUUCUGUCGCUGGCAGCCCAACCUAUGACGACGGCGACGACGGCUCGCAAUGCGUGAAUACCGCCUGCAGCGGCCACGGUAGCCUUGUUGCCGGCCAAUGCCAAUGCAACGCAGGCUGGGCUGGUCUGACAUGCUCCUUUCAAGACUUUUGCGAGGCCAGCAACGGCGCCCUCAACGCUGCGGGCGAGUGCGUGUGCAAUGCCGGCUGGUCCGGCUACCGCUGCGAGUACCAGUGCGAUCGUGACUCGACAUGCAGCGGCCACGGCGAGUGCAGCCCGCUGGGCCAGUGCGUGUGUGACCCGUGCUAUGGUGGCCAAAACUGCGAGCAGGGCUGGAUGGGCCCGGACUGCAACACGCCCUGCGUCCACGGCGUUCAAGACCCUCCCAACUCGGGCAUCUGCGUGUGCGACCCUGGCUGGACAGGCGAGAGCUGCAACCUCGAAUGCAACGGCCACGGCACCAUUGAUUCCGCCACCAAGACCUGCUCGUGCUCUGGCAACGGCGAGUGCAACGCCGCUGAAGCGAGGUGCGACUGUGAGCCCGGCUGGACGGGACCCGGCUGUGAGACGCCAGACUGCCCCGGCUCACCAAACUGCUUUGGUCGCGGGUUCUGCAACUACACGCUGCCAACACCGUUGUGCCAGGACUGCCGUGGCCCCUGGAUGGGCCCUGCCUGCAACGACCCGUGCGUCCACGGCGUCCAAGAUCCCCCAAACUCGGGCAUCUGCGUGUGCGAGCCCGGCUGGGCAGGUCGUGGCUGCGACGCAGAGUGCUCCAACCACGGCCGCAUUGUCAACGGCAAGUGCCAGUGCACGUUUGAGCUCGGUUACAAGGGCUCCCUGUGCGAGCGAGGCGUGCCGCUGGACUGCAGUGGCCACGGCGAGUGCAACGAAGCCCUGUUUGAGUGUACCUGUGAGCCCGGGUGGAAGGGCAUCGGCUGCGACACGCCAGACUGUCCCGAGGACUGCAAUGGCCGUGGCACGUGUCGCCCAGUCGUAUUAGAGGAUGGCACUGUCGAUGUGCGCUGCACCGGCUGUGCGGUUGGCUGGAUGGGCGAGGCCUGCGAUGAGCCCUGCAUCCACGGCCGCCAGGAGCCCAUGGACUCGGGCAUUUGCGUGUGCGAGCCGUGCUAUCACGGCGACGGCUGCGAGCUGCUGUGCAACGACUACGGCACCUGCGUGAACGGCACCUGCGAUUGCGGCACGUUCAACGGUGAGGGUUUCUGGGGCGAGUUCUGCCAGCGCCGAGGCUGCCCUGGCGUUGGCAUUGACUGCUCUGGGCGCGGCGACUGCCAGCCGAGCACCCAACAGUGCCUAUGCUACGCUGGCUGGCUGGGCGAUGGCUGCGACCAGCCGGACUGCAUUGGUGACCCCGACUGCUAUGGGCGCGGCACGUGCGAGGGCCUUCCCCGCGAGCAGCCGCGCUGCAUCGACUGCGACGAUGGCUGGAUGGGCAUUGACUGCAACGAGCCCUGCAUCAACGGCACGGAGACACCCAAGAACUCCGGCGUCUGCGUCUGCGAUGAGUGCUUCUCCGGUGCUGGCUGCGACAUCAUGUGCUCUGAUGCGACCUGCACCGUGCGCGACGGCAUGCUCAUUGAAACCUUUGAUGAGCACGUGUGGCAGUUCCCCGGCAUGUGCACCUACGUCGUCGCCAAGGACUGCGAGUCCGACGCGUUUGAGGUGCAGGCGACGCUUGCGGCCUGUGGUGACGGCUCUCAGCGGUGUGUCGUUGGCGUUGCGCUCCGCUCCUUCUCAGAAGAUCCUGUGUCGUUGUACUCAAGCCUGGCCAGUGCGGAUGAGGACUGGCAGGCGUACCUGGGCCCCGACGUGAUCCCCCACUUCCCCUUCACCACCAGCAACGAAGUCACGAUGUAUCGCCGCCUUUGGGGCUUUGAGAUUGUCUCUGCCCGGCUUGGGGUACGUGUGCUGUGGCGUGUGCCGGAUGGCGUGGUGUCUGUGCAGGCGAAUGGUGCGCAGUGGCGUGGGGGCGCAUUGUGCGGCCUCUGCGGCAACUUCAACGGCGUUGCGGGCGACGACACGCAGCUCAGCGUGACUGACACCAGCGAUGCCUACUUUUUCGGGGCGCGUCAGCUGGUUGGGUACUCGAGCCACCUGCUCAAGUUUGCCAACCGCACGUGCUCAGACCCCGAGUUCCCACCUGAUGCCUGCACCUCUUCCGGUGCCGCAGACACGGGCGAUGACAGCACCGCGUGCCAGCUCAUUUCCUCGCGCUUUGGGCUGUUCUCCCCCUGCCAUGUUGCCGUUGAUCCGCAACCGUUUUACGACGCGUGCGUGGCGGCGCCGUGCGAUUCCCAGGUCCCAUGCACAGCACUGCGCGCGUAUGAACAGGCCUGUGUUGACGCCGGCGUCCACCUGGACGGCAGCGUGCAGGACGCUUGUGGCGACUGCCUCGAUGCAACCGCGUUGCUGUCGCAGGCGACGUCCAGUGAUGCGUGGCAGGUGCAGACGUGCCGUGCAUGGAGUACGUGUCGGUACAGGUACCGUGGGCUCUUCAAGACGCUGGCCAGCUCGUCGGCUCAGUAUGCGUACCCCGUGUGCUUCUACCGCUUGUUGGGUGCCUGCGCCGAGCGCGUUGCGGAGGAUGCCGGCACAGACUUUAGCGUGGAGGCCAAGUUCUCCGAAGACAGCGCGGUGGUUGCCAUUGCCGUUCGGUUCCAGAACGACACAGUGGUGGUUGAGCCUGCAAGCAUGUUCUCCGCCCAGCAGCAACAACAGGCGGGCGCGGCUGUAACUGUGCAAGUGAACGGCAUGCCGGUCGUUGUGGGCUCGGGCGCGUACCUCGGCGCCACUCGCGGUAUCCGCACGCUCAUUUCAACGCUUGCAGGGGAGUUGUCGCUCGCUGUUCCUGCCCUGCCUCUGCGUGUGACCAUUUCCCGGUCGGACGUGGAGGUUAGCGGUCCGAGCGAGGGCGUGGGAAGCGCUUCUGGCAGCUGCGGUGCGUGCACCCUGACGCCGGCGCAGUUCACCAGCGCCAACCUGGCCUCGCACAUGGUGCCUGCCACCAACAACGCCAUUGGCGCGGAUGCGGCGUGCGAAACGGCGCCAGAGCCGCCGGUCACGCCCCGCGCUACCUGCGAGGGCGCUGCUGCCACGACUGUGGAAGCCGCGCAAACUUUCUGUCACGCGCUUUCAGACAAUGCCACGCUCGCCGCGCUCGCAUCUCAGUGCCCCACGACGACGCUUCAAGCGGCCGAGUUUCACGUGUCAUGCAUGGAGGCCUUCUGCAGCGCGAGCGACGCUGACGCCGGUGCUGAGGCUGCGUGUGAUGUCAUCUCCACCUUUGACCGCCAGUGCGGCGUGCAGCUGCCGACCGAGACCCGGGAUGUGUGUGGUGUGUGCUUUGGCGAUGGGUCAGGCUGCGAUGUGCAGGAUCCAACCGCCUUCCCUGGCGCAACGUGCUCCCUGUCUCCCACGAUUGAUGCCCUCACCACCUUUGAUGGCGCGACUCACGACUUCCUUGGCUCGUGCACGUAUGAGGCCGUGCGUGUCUCUCGCGUCGAGACACAAGUGACGACGGUCGAACAAACAGUUGGAAACACGACCACAUCGAAGAACGUCACGUCCGUGAGCUCAUCCAGCAUUGUUGUGCAGUUCCAGGAGGGCGGGCGCGGUCUCGCUGUGUCUGAUGAUUCGGGUGCUGUCGUUGAGCUGCGCGUGGGUGACGAUGGCGCCGUUGGUGUCUGGGUGAACGGAACGGCGCUGGACACCGGCGCUUCCACCUGGCCCAUGCGUGUCGGUGCCAGCGCUGGCUUUGGGCAGCUGGUGCUCACCUCGCCGACGGCGGUCACGCUGCUUCAUGGCCUCGUCAAGGGACGCAUCUCUGCACAAACUGGCUGGUCACUGUCCGUGCACAGGGACAUUGUUCGCAUGGACACCAACGUGCUGUUGCAUGCUGGAGACUCACUUCUCAACAGCCCUGGUCCAAGGACCUCGGUGAGCCUCAACGUGACUGGAUUGUGCACUGCGAGCGAGCUCGCGGGCGAUGGUGAUCUCCCACAAAGCGUCGUGGCCAGCCAGCAGCGUUUGGGUGACAGCGUGCUGUUCCAGCAGACGACGUGCACCGGGCCGGAAGACCCGGCACCAGGGUGUGCCAGCCCUGAGGCUGCGAUGCGCGCACAGCUGGAGUGUCAGGUGCUCGCGUCUGGUCAGUACGCCCCCUGCGAGCAGGCGCUUGACCUCAACAGGGCGUACGCGUCGUGCGUUGCCCGCGUGUGCCUGGCCUCCACCCCUGCCCUGGCACGUGAGACGGCGUGCGGCUUCCUCGGCAACGUGGAGGCGCUCUGCUUCUCCGCAGGUGUGCGCGGUGCUGCCUCGGUGUUUGAUCGCUGCGGCGUGUGCCGCGGUGACGGCACGAGCUGCAGCCUGCCCAACGAGUGCUCGGCGACGCAGGCGUCCCUGCUGACCUUCCGCCCUGAUGCCACCUCCGAUCGCACCGCGCUCGCGCUUGGCGAGCAGAACGAUGUGUGUGACCUGACCCUGCUGCGUGCUGCAGGUGUUUCCGUGUCCGUGUCGCCAGUCGUUGGCGUGGUGCACAUGGUCGUGAACCACACGGCGUCCCACACGAGUGCUGCCUUCACACUUGAUCCACGGCAGCCCAACGUUGCCGUGGUGAACGGCCGCACGACCACGGGCUUCCCUGUCAGGUUGCAGCACGCUCUGCUGGAGCGCACUUCGACGGAGCUGCUGCUUACCGUAUACAGCGGCAGUGCACCCGGGACUGAGAGGUACUCAAACAACACCGACUUUAUCAGGCAGCCCGUGGGCGUGCUUGCUCGCGUUGUGGUGGCCGUUGCUGCGUCCUCUACCUCCAUGGUGCGCGUGAUGGCAACCAGCGCCGUUGUCGCAGGCAACGCCGCCGCGUGUGGAAGCACAACGCUACUGGACGCUGCCGGGGCCUCGCAGCUCCUGGCCUCAUCUGUCACCGGUGGUUGCUCUGUUCCCGAGGACCCUGUGGUGCUCCCUCCCCCGGCCAACACGUCAUGCACCUCUGCUGCGAUGCUGUGUGCUGACCUUGACCCCGUGUCAGAGGUCAGCCCGUACAAGGACAGCUGCUUCUCGCUGGAGGAGCCAGCAGCCUAUCAUAACCUGUGCGUUGCCCGCGCCUGUUUCGCCGAAAGCCAAGCAGAGGCAAGGCGGGAGGCGUGUCAGCUGCUCACCCUGUACGAGCGGGCAUGUGCUGCCCGAUCUGGUGGGCUGCUGUACAACGUGUCCUCUGUGCGGGAUCGAUGCGGCGUGUGCUAUGGCACCGGCGAGGACUGUGGGCCCCAGGAUCAGCUCCAGUGCAGCCUGCUCGACACCCACACGCUUGUUCCCUUUGCGGCCGAUUCGCUGCUGAGCACGGCAACGGGCUGUGAGUUGCUGCUCGUGGGCGACCGCGAGGACCCACGCAGCUUCAUGGUCACGGUCAAACGCCAGGCGUCUGGCGCGUAUGUGCUGGCGAUUGCUCGCCACAACGGCUGGCAUCUUGAGAUUCACAGCGACGGCACGGUCGUGAGCCACGAGGCGUCUGGUGAUGCCGAUGGCCAGCCACUCUCAAGAGCGUUUGCGCCCACGGACCCCGUGCACAUUGUCAACCCCUCAGAUGACACACGCCUGUUCCGCUCGUCCGCGUCGCUGGUUACGCUUGUGGUGCCGGCGUUUGGCAUCUCCAUCUCUGCUGGUGCAACCAGUGUGCGCAUACACACCAGCACCGCCAGCACCGCCAACAUCGUCGGCAUGUGCUGGCCCGCGUCCCUCGGUGUGUCCUCACUGCUUGAUGUUGCGGAUGUGAGCGGCGAUAGCGGUGACGCUUCGUCUUCCUCAACACGGCAGGUGACGGUGCGCCCAGAUUCUGCGCUUCAGCCUCCAGAUGAAGCCUGCGUUGCCCCACCUGCAACCACCACCCACCCGUGCGACACCGCAACAAGCACCACCCGUGCGGCUGCUGAGGCGUACUGCGACCGCAUGACCGCCCCUGGCGGUUCGCUCGGCCCGUGCCUUGCCGUGCUCGACCCAGCCGCGUACUAUCGCUCGUGCCUGAGCGCCUUCUGCGCCGCGGCACCUCCCAGUAUCCCGGCGGAUGCCGUUGAUACCUGGCGGCAGGGCCUUGCCUGCGCCGCUGUGUCGGAGUACGAGCGCGCGUGUGCACAGCUUGUGCCGGAUCUCGGCUCUGUCAGAGACGCCUGUGGUGUGUGCUUUGGCGACGGCUCCGCCUGUGCACAGGAGUGGCGCUCGUGCUCGCUGCAUGGCGCUUCCUUCGUUCAGCCCUUCGCUGCGGACCCGUUCCUGUUUGCGGGCGAGCAGGCAUAUGCCCUCCUGCGUGACUGCCAGUUUGGAGCCUUUGCCGUGUACCUGCAGCGCUGUGGCCAGGACGCGCCCACCGUGCGGGUUGAGAUGACACCAGAUCCGCAACGGCCAACAACGUGGCUUGAAAUCCUGCCCAGCACUAUGACCGUACCGGCUGAGCUGGACCGUGUCCGUGCAGACUGGGUUCUAGCCACGCUCCUCAACUCGACGCGUCAGGCUGUCGCGCCGCUGCUCCAAGAGACGCGCGUCCUCGUCAACGGUGCCCGCGUCAGCGCCAGCGCCAUCCUGUCCCGCGGCGAUGAGGUCCUCUUUGUCAGUGGGCUUGCCCGCGAUAAGGCUGGCUUCGUGGUCAGCUUUCCCUACCGCUCCGCGGCUGGCGGCGGCCUGUUGAUCGACGUCACAUCGGAGGGCCUGUCCGUUUCCGUGCCGUUCCUGAGCGUCUCGUCCGAUGGCCGCGGUGCUGUCGCCGUUCACGCCCACGCGUCCCUGCUGUCACGCUCCUGUGGCCUCUGCGGCUCUGCAGAGGGGCUCCGCCUGCCGGGCGCCACCGCCAAUGUUAGUGUUGCUUCGGACAACGUCACGGCUGCCUGGAGCUACGGCACAGCUUGGGCCGCCCCACAGCAGUGCGCAUCUGCAAACGAAACCGUCGCUGUCGAGCCGCGCCCGAGCAACCCGUGCGACUCCUCGCCGGAACUGCUGCUGGUGGCCCAACACUACUGCCACGUGCUGCGCGACACCGCUGGCCCGUACGCCUCAUGCGUGGGCGAAGUCGGCAUGCAGAGCCAAACAUUGUUUGCAUCGUGCGUGUACGACUACUGCAUCGCCAUUGGCAACGCCACGGCGCUGGCAGCAAAUCCCGGCGAUGAGAUCACAAACAGCGUCGAUGCGGCAAUCGCAGCUGCUGCGUGCGCCAGCAUCACGGCGCUGGAGGACCUGUGCAUUGAGUCUGGCUUCACUGCCAUCGAGACGGUGCUGGACGAGUGCGGCGUGUGCUUCGGUGACGGGUCCACGUGCGCCUCCUCCAACCUCCAGUGCGCCGUGCUCGGCUCCCACGUGGCCACCGUCUCCAACGACCUGCAGACGUUCCACGGCCAGUGCUCGUACGUGCUGGCCGAGGACUGCGCCCACGGCUCGUUUGCCAUCCACGGCUACAAGCCCGAGGGCUCGGACGCGUUUACGCGCCUGCUUGUGCGCAUUGGCGAGCAGGCGCUGGAGCUGGACGGCCCGCGCGUGUUCCUCGACGGCAUUGAGGUCACCGAGGUGCCGAGCGUGCUGGAUGGCGGCAUUGUCGUGCGCAGCGACGGCUUUGACCUCAUUGUCACCGCCCAGCGCGAGGGCUUGGUUGUUUCGUGGAACCCGUUCUCGGGCCAGACCGCCAUCAGCGCGCACGUGCGUCUCUCCAGCGUCCUGUGCGGCCUGUGCAACACCGCCCUGGACGACGUCAGCACGUACGGCAGCAACGUGCCCGGGUGCACCGUCAACGGCACGUGCACCUUCGAGCAGGCCGGCCUUACCUGGCACUCGCCCGAGACCGACGCGCUCUUCCUUGGCCCUUCCGGCGCCAUGUGCUCGCCGCGUGUGUUGGAGCGCGACAGUCCCUGUCUCAACAACGCCACGCUACAGGCGCUGGCCGAGGACUACUGCGCCGCACUAGCCAGCGACGUCGGCCCGUAUGCCGCCUGCCACGUCUGGGCCAGCCCGUCCGCGUACGUUGAUGCGUGCAUCAGCGACUACUGCACCGGCGGCGCCGAGAAGGCGUGUGGCGUGUACGCUGCCUACGAGGAUCGCUGCCUCAAGAGCAGCCCAGACCCCGUGGAGGCAAGCAGCGUCAUUGACCGCUGUGGCUUGUGCUUUGGCAACGGCGAGUCGUGCCUGGAGACGUACAGCGUGUCCACCGUGUUUGGUGACCCCCACUACGUGACCCUGGACAAAACUGUGUUUAGCUUCUCCGGCACGUGUGACUACGUGUUUGCCAAGGACUGCCUGUACAACGAGUUUGAGAUCCACGUGCGUAACCGCAACGUGACCAACGCCGGCAUUUCCACUUUUGGCGUUGGCAUCACGUCACACGGAUCGCCGGUCGUGGAGUUGCAGUUCACUGGUGAUGUGCUUGUGGACGGCCAGCUGCAGACCAAGCUUCCGCUGCUGCUCAGGGGCGGCACCACCGUGACCCGCACCCUGCAGGGCACCCUGGUUGUGACCAUGAGCAACGGUAUUGAGAUUGAGUACACUGAGGACGCUAUCCUCUCCGUGUGGGUCCCGGACCGCUUCUCCAACCGCGUGUGUGGUCUUGUCGGCAAGUACGACAACGUCACCUCCAACGACCUCGUCACCAGCGCCGGUGUGCUCACCACAAACGCGUACAAGUUUGGGCUGAGCUGGGCCGUGGUCAACGUCACGUCCGCGCCGUCGACGCUGUUUGCUUCGAGGGAGGGCGUGUGCUACCAUGAGCCCGUGCCGCCAACGCCCGUUGACCCAUGCGCUGACGCAGAUGCGCAGGUCAUUGAGGAAGGCCGCCGCCGCUGCGCCGUCAUUGUGGACACAGACGGCCCAUUUGCUUCCUGCCACUCUUUGCUCAACCCUGAGCCGUUUUAUGAGGCAUGUCUUGCUGACAUGUGCUACCCGCUGCACGCCACGUCGGCGAUUCGCCAGUACGACGUGCUGUGCAAGGACCGCGGGCGCGCGCCGCAGCCGCCCAUCAUUGACCGCUGCGGGGUUGCGUUUGGCGACGGCUCCUCCUGCGCGCAAGAACUCGCAACCUGCUCCACACUCGGUGGCGCGCACUUUGUCACCUUUGACGGCAGUGCGUACGAUUACGCCGGCACGUGCUCGUACAUUUUGGCAAAGGACUGCGAGGAAAGCUCGUUUGAGGUGCAAAUCAUUCCCAACCCCGUCCUGGCAACGUAUGCAUUAGCCUUGCGCACACAGGGCCGGCACUUGGUUGAGUUGCGCAACGGUGCGGUGUACAUUGACAACGCGCGCGUCUCCCGUUCCGAGUCCUCGCUCGUUCUCUACAAGGACGGCACGACUCUUACCUGGCUCGUGGACGACACCCUGGUCAUUGAGAUGCUGAAUCAGGUGCAGGUUCGUGCGCGCGGCUCCAUCAUCCAGGUCAUGGCACCGCCAACCCUGCAUGGCCGCAUGUGUGGCCUGUGCGGCGACUUUACUGGCUCUGCGAUUGACGACUUCAAGACGGCCGAUGGACAGGUGUACACCAUCAUCAACACGGCGCGAACAUACCUUUUCGCCAACAGCUGGCAGGUGCAGGCCGGAACGGCGCUUCUCGGCUCGCACAACAGCGAAUGCAUCAGCCCCGUGCAGCCUCCACCAAACCCGUGCAACCUCGAUUCGUCCGCCUUGGCAGAAGCAAAGCGCCUGUGUGUCCUCAGCCCAGGCGCAGUCGCUGAUUCGGCCACAUGCUCUGACUCACUCGUCUCAUCUCUGUACGACGCCUGCUUGCGUGACGCGUGCCAAGCCCUCACGUCCGGCCGCGCGUAUUCACAGUGCGAGGGCGCAGCGUCAUUCUUGGAGUACUGUGACGCAAACAACGAGUAUGUGCGUUUCCUGGCAUGGGACCGCUGUGGCGUGUGUGGCGGCGACGGUACUUCCUGCGCAGAGCAGUUCCCGACUUGCACCGUGCUCUCCAGCGGGCAAGUCCUGUCUGUGCCAGGCGCGAUUGUGAAACCGCUUGCCGAAUGUGACUUUGUGCUGGCUAAGGACCCACAUGGCGUCUUUGAGCGACGGCAGCACACUCAGGCGGCGAGCGACACGUACGCGCUGGAGAUGCAGGCCAAUGGCAUGCGUGUCACUUGGCUGAGGGCGCUGAGGGCAACAGCAACGGUGAAGGUGGAUGUUCCAGCUCAGACGACGACCGGACUUGAAGGAUUGUGUGGUGCCGUGCUCACGGACGCUGCGAGCGUGGCAGCGCUCAAGAACGCAACAGCAGUUGCGCCCGAACUUCGCCUGAUCCCUGGAGGAUCCGAGACAGCGUGCUUUGACAGUGGCCCCGGCGGUGGCCCACAAACAACCACGACAACGACCCCGACGACAGUGCCGAGCGAGCCAAUCACCCCGGUGAUCGAUCCUCGCCCGCCCGUGCAGCCGCCAGUCGACUCCUCACGUGGCGGCCUGUGCACAAGCGCGGGCGACCCGCACUUCACCACCUUCGAUGGCGCGCGCUUCGACUUCUACGGCGUGGGCGAGUUCUACCUGCUGCGCUCGCCGCUGGUGGAGGUGCAGGUGCGGCACGAGCCGCUCGGCAGCGCUUCGGGCAACACGGCCUUUGAGGCGCUGUUCCGCGAGUCUGGCCUGCGCGUGGGCAUGUACCCGCGCUCUGGACGCCUCAUCGUGCGCACCUACAACAGCCUCGCUGCGGAACUCACGAGUGCAUCAUCCACGUACAGCACAGUUGUUGAUGGUGUCGAUGUACAUUGUGAAUAUGGCCGCUCGUGCACGCUGUACUCCGAGGCGCUGGACUUUGAGCUCACGGCGCAGGGCUCGCGCUACCUCAACAUCCACGUUGCGGUGUCGCCGCUCUUCAACAACGCAACCGGCGGCCUGUGCGCCCUGUACAACGGCAUCGCUGCAGACGACAGCGCCACCGUCGACUACACCCGCGUCACACGUGCCGAGUCGCUUCUUUGGUACGAUCCUCCCAACAACUGGGAUAACUACAACGACCAGCCUGAUGGGUACAAGCCCUCGGACGAGUGCCAGUCUGCGGAGCUUGAGGCGCAGGCAGUGACGGUGUGUGCCGCUGCCGGCGACAUGGCGCAGGAGUGCAUCAAGGACCCGCCAGUCGACUCCUCACGUGGCGGCCUGUGCACAAGCGCGGGCGACCCGCACUUCACCACCUUCGAUGGCGCGCGCUUCGACUUCUACGGCGUGGGCGAGUUCUACCUGCUGCGGUCGCCGCUGGUGGAGGUGCAGGUGCGACACGAGCCGCUCGGCAGCGCUUCGGGCAACACGGCCUUUGAGGCGCUGUUCCGCGAGUCUGGCCUGCGCGUGGGCAUGUACCCGCGCUCUGGACGCCUCAUCGUGCGCACCUACAACAGCCUCGCUGCGGAACUCACGAGUGCAUCAUCCACGUACAGCACAGUUGUUGAUGGUGUCGAUGUACAUUGUGAAUAUGGCCGCUCGUGCACGCUGUACUCCGAGGCGCUGGACUUUGAGCUCACGGCGCAGACCUUCAGUUCAAGGUAUUUGAACAUCCACGUUGCGGUGUCGCCGCUGUUUUACAACGUGACUGGUGGCCUGUGCGCACUGUACAACGGCAUCUCCGCAGAUGAUCACGCCACCAUCGACUACACCCGCGUCACACGUGCCCAGUCACUGUUCUGGUACGACCCUCCCAACAACUGGGAUGAUUACAACAAGCUCCCAGAUGGCUACACGCCUUCGGAUGAAUGCGUAUCCGCUGACUUUGAGGCACAGGCGGUGAUGGUGUGUGCCGCUGCCGGCGACAUGGCGCAGGAGUGCGUCAAGGACGUGUGCGCAACGGGUGAUCUUGAUGCCGCCUGGGCUGUCAUCGAAGCGUGGCUGUCGCGUCAAAAGGCUGGUGAUCGGCUCCGGGAUCGCACGAGUGACAAUGCAACGAGCACAACCGCCAUUCCGCCCAUCACACCCGUGGUUGAACCGCCGCUACCGCCGCCGGCUUACCGUGACCAGUGUGUGCGGAGCGGUGUGACGUCCAUCCCGGCCAUCGUCGAUGAGUGUGGGGUGUGCUUUGGUGACGGCAGCACGUGCUCGGGCUCUUUUAUGACGUGCUUCAUGCGCGACGUUGGCCUUGUUCGCACGUUCUCUGGCUACGAAAAUGCGUUUUCCGGCAUCUGCGACUACGUGGUUGCCAAGGACUGUUCGGCCAUGUCUGAGUUUGAGGUGCAAGCGCGCAAGACGGCGUGUGGCCUGAGCUCGUGCAACUCGGUCGUCGCGGUGCGCUUCGGCUUCAACCUCGUCGUGGAGAUUGCGGGCUCCUUUGUCACCAUCAACGGCCAGGAGACCUCCGCGCUGCCACUCACCACCGUGGAGGGUGUCGUUGUGCAGAAGGGCGCUGGUGUUUUCACUGUGCGCCUGCCCAACAGCGUCACAGUCACGUGGGCACCAGCGUCUGGCCAGCUUCAGGUGCGUGCGCCAGCUGUCACCUUUGCCAACCGCGUGUGUGGCCUGUGUGGACAGCCGCUGAGCGCCGACGCCACAAACAACGACGAUCCCGCGAGUGGCCUGAUCACGUCCAAUGGCGUUGUGGCCGCCAGCCUGUGGCAGCACGCCAAGAGCUGGCUCGUGGACACGGAGGCUGCGAGCCUGUUUGUCGACCCAGACCCGUUCUGCACCAUUGAUGACGUUCCCCCGGCCGAUCCAUGCUCCUUCAACGCCACCCUCGCCGACUGGGCCGACCGCGUGUGCUCCAAGACGUUGCGUGGUCGCGAGUAUUCCGCGUGCCAUGCAGUCGUCGACGUUGCGCCGUACAUUGAGCUCUGCCGCACGGCAAAGUGUGCACGUCCCGACGACUCGAAUUCCUGGCUGCUCAACUCGCGCUACCUCCUCACCGUGGACGGGCUCAAUGCCGAUUUUCCCGGUGCGUGCAGCUUCGUGCUUGCGCGCAGCGUGGAACAGCGCUGGUCCAUCUUCACAACGCGCAAUGCGGGCCAGGUCGUUGCGGCCGUCUCCAUCCGCAACCGCCACCGCCUCUCCCUGGUGCGCGGGGACGACACAGGCGGCGACGCAUCAGCAGCAGCGAGUGUGCUGUUCGAUGGCUCCCCCCUCGUGCAGACGCUGUUCUCGCCCGAGAGCAGACUGGCCGUGUACCAAGAUGAGACCGCCAAGACAGUCAGGGUUGUGCUGGACGCCGUUGGCUCGUCGCUGCUGUGGAACUACGAGGUGAACUCGCUCGUGGUUUCUGUGGCGCGCGACAUUGUGACGAGCGGGUCUGGCCUGGACGGCCUGUGCAGCGUCGCUGUGGACGGCGCCCCCGUGAGAGAGCUGCUCACCGCGCAGCAGCCCGCGCCGUACGGCAUGCUCUGGAACGAGAGCUGGGCAUGGACCCAGGACAUGUCUGGCGUGUUUGCCUUUGAGCCCUCUGUCGAGCACAACUGCUCUUCACUCGUUGGCCCCGUCAUUCCUCCCCCGCAACCGCCUGUUGACCCUUGCCUGGGCAACAGCGGUCUGCGCGCAAACGCGGAGCAGUAUUGCAGUGUGCUCGUGGGUGGCAGCUUUGACCAAUGCGGCAUCGAAACGGCCGUGUAUUACGAGAUGUGCAUCGCAGACAAGUGUGCUGAGCUUCUCCUCUCUCUGCGUGCUGGCUCCAGCACCACCACCAACAGCAGCAGCAGCAGCAGCAGCAGCAGCGACACAAUUGGUAGCGGUGGAGACACCACCACUCUGGGCGCAGUUGACGGGAUUUCCGCCUGCGGUGUGCUGAAGGAUGUGGUGGGCGAGUGCGCUGCGCGUGGCGUGACGGUCGCUGGCGGCAUUGUGGACCGGUGUGGCGUGUGCUUCGGCAACGGCACGUCCUGUCCUUACUCCGGCGCCCGCGCCACCUGCUCCAUCUCCGGUAACGCGUACUACGUGACGUUUGACGGCUACGAGUACGACUUUAUGGGCCUGUGCGACUACACGGUGGCCCGCUCCGCCUUCUCCAGCCCGGACGUCAUCAACGAGGUGCCGGUCGGGCCCUGGGAGCUGCAGGUGCGGCACACGCGCUGCUCCUUCAACAACUUUGCCAGGUGCACGGCAGGCAUUGCCCUGCGGGCCCUUGGCGCCCCCAAGAUUGAGGUGAGUGCUGGCGCCGUGGUGAGUGCAGACGGCACGGAGAUCACGGCCUUGCCGCUGGUGCGGGGCGCGCUUCACCUGGAGGCUCACGCCGGCAGGGUGCGCAUGGCCCUGUUCUCCGAGUCGGUGGUGAUUGAGUGGGACUACGGCAACCUGCUGCAGGUCUCCGUGCCGCCCGUGUAUGGUCGCAACAUGACCGGGCUGUGCGGCAACUUCAACAAGCAGGCCUUGGACGAUGCGCUGCUGAGCGGCAGUUCCACGGAACUUGCCUCGAGCAACUACCAGCUUGGCAUCAGCUAUGCCGUGGACCAGGACCCCAGCGACCGCAUCUUCCACGACCGCAACUCCCGCUGCCCCGACGACCCGUCCGACCCCACGGACAACUGCGACAUUGCGCAGGUGCAAUCGCAGGCGGAGGACUACUGUGGCCUCGUCACGGACGUCAACGGGCCGUUCGCCUCCUGCCACGCCGAAAUUGAUCCCAUGACGGCGUACCACGCCUGCGUGCGCUCGUUCUGCACGUGCUUUGCCGAGCUGCGCUGUGGCUGCGCUGCUAUUGCCGCCUACCAGCAGCAGUGUGCGGCGCAGGGCCUGAUGAACGAGCUGCCCGUGCCGUCGUGCGAGUCGUGUGAUGCUGUGACCGGCGAAUGCACGUUGGAGGUGGAGCGGUCCAGCUGCUCUGCCCUGGGCAACAAGUACAUUCUGACGUACGACAGCCGCUUGUAUGCGUUUGAGUCUGGCGACUGCAGCUAUGUGCUGGCGCGCGAUUGCGUCAACGGCGACUUUGAGGUGGCACGCGAGGGCGACCGUGUCCGUGUGACGACAGCAAAGGGCGUUGACGUGGAGUUGGUUGCCCCCCGGACUGCGGUGGUGAACCGCAUCCCCGUUGCACGGUUCCCCAUUGUGCUGGCCGACGAGUCAGUGCUCAGCGCGGAUGAAAGCACGGGCGCGCUCACCCUCGAGCUCGGUGGCUCCCACGUGCAGGUUGUCUUCACUGACUUUGACAGCUACAGCGUCAACGUGCCGCCAGGUCAAUACGCCGAUGCCGUGUGCGGCCUGUGUGGCGCCAACAUUGACGGGCAGUCGUCCAACGACUGGGCCUAUGCCGACGGCACGCCCGCGUCUGCAGACUCGCUCACCCCCUUUGUGCAGGCCUGGCAGCUUGGCGAGUGCGAUGUCAUCCCCACCGCCCCGCAGCCACCCACCACGUGUGUGGACCAGGACCUGGUGGACAGCGUGUGCGGACGCCUGCGCCAGUUUUCCGGGCCGUACGGCGGCUGCCUGACGCACCUGGACGCAGAGCCGCUCUACAACAUGUGCGUGGAGGAGGCGUGCACGGAUCCAUCGUCGCCACUCAUCUGCAGGGCGCUUGCCGUGUUUGAGGACCAGUGCGACCGGGCCGGUCACCCGAUUGUGUCUGCGCGUGAUGAUUGCGGCGUGUGCUUUGGCGACGGUCGGUCCUGCCCGCUGUCGUCGACGGAGCCGGACGAGUGCCUUGCUCUGGAGGGCGGCCUCUUCUUCCGCUUUGAUGGCCACCUUGGGCACCACAGGUACACGUGCGCGCACGAGGUGGUGGUGGUGUCGGAUGCCGACAGUGGCCACAACGUGACUGUGGUUGUGGAGGCGGACACAUUUGUGGUCCAGUCGUCCAACAACCAGCCCGUCAGGUUUGUGCGUGGCGCACCUGUGGACACGAGCGGCUUCACCCAGCCGUCCUUGGACCGGAGCCUGUUCCUGCCCGGCGUGGUGAGCACGCCCCUCGUCAACCGCGGGGGCCGCUGGACAUUCACACACUACAGCGGGGCGCUGGAGAUUGUGUGGACGGACCCGAUUCUCUCCGUCCGCGUGGAUGCAUCGCGCCUCGCCGUCGCUGGCGGGCUGUGUGGCGAGCAGCCCAUGGGCCAGCCCUCCACGCUGGCGGAGGACCCGCAGCAGCAGUGGUCGGACGGGCAGGUGUGGAAGGUCGAUGAUGUGUGUGUGGAACGGGGAUCGCCGCCGAGUACGGCCGUGUGUGAAGGAGACGCCCCGCGGCUUGCUUCCGUGCAGGCCACGUGCGGCACGCUUCUGCAGUCAACGCACCCACUUGCUGGGUGUGUGGGCUCGGGCUAUCGUCGGACCAUGAUCACCCAGUACUGCCUGCGACACAUGUGCGAGUGCUCGCAGUCUGCGGAGGACGUUUGCUUCUCGCAGGUGGUCAGGCUCGUGUACAAUACGUGCCCCUCGCCGCACACGACGUGGCCCAUCCCCGUGGAUGAGUGCGGCGUGCUGUUUGGUGACGGGACGAGCUGCCGGCCGACCUGGCCGCGGUGCACGUCCCUGUUUGGGCGGUACCACGCUUCCACCGCGGGUCGCUUCCUGGCCGUGGACAGCGGCAGCUGCGCCAUCACCAUCGCACGCGACUGCGUCGGCAGCGACUUUGAGAUCCAGUCGCUGGCUGUGAGCUCUGGCACGCGCGUUGCCCUGCGCUUUGGCGGCGCGUAUGCCUCCGUCAUCAGCCUGCACGCAAACAUGACCGUGGACGUUGACGGCGCGUUCCUGACGGGCGGCUGGACGGUCGUCGACCAGCAGGAGACGCUCGUCCGCAACCUCAACGGCCGCAUCGAGGUGGUGGGCGUGAACCAGCAAGUGGUGUUCACGUGGUACGGCACUCACCACGAGCUCUUUAUUGCGCCCUCGUACCGAGAUCGCCUGUGCGGUGCGUGUGGUCUGGCCGCGUCUGCUGACACCACCGCGGUUGCGGGUGCACUGCAGAGCGAGUUCCAGGCCGCGCUGUUCACGGCGUCUGCCAGCGCCGUGUGCGUGCUUCCGCCGCUGCCCACGAGCCCCUGUGCAGGCAACGCGUACGCGUACCAGCUGGCCGCGUCCUACUGUGCGGUUGUGCGCACCACGCUCUUUGCGUCCUGCAGCGGCACGUUUGGCGUCAACGUCGACUUCUACUACCAGUCGUGCCUGCGCCGCGUGUGCGCUGCGUCAACUCCCACUGCUGCCGCACGGUCUGUGAUUCGUGUGCUUGAACGGCACUGCCGCGCACCCUGGCGCUACUGCAGCCCCGUGACGGGCUGCGUUGCGCCGUCGGUGCGCCGCUUUAGCGUGUUUGGCGGAUCUGGCCGCGUGGUGUACCGCACAUUUGAUGGCGCCACCAUCUGGCGCACGAACGUCUACGACUACUUGCUGGUGGAGAGCCUGUACAACGGCUACCCCUUGCGCGUGUACGGCAGCGUGGGUACCUGCACCUGGGCGACAACAAGCAGCCGCUACUCGCCCGCGUGCCUCCGCGGCAUUGCCAUUGUCAUCUCCAACACGGUCACCAUCCACGUUGACCUCGUGCACACACGCGUCAGCAUCAACGGCCGCGUCCUGGUAGGCUACAGGCUCUCUGGCCUACGCUUCACCGUCUACUUGCGGAACAUUCACGGCUCUUUUCGCCUGUUUGUCAGCCUGUACGAGGGCCUGUUUGAGAUGGACAUUGACCUGAUUGCGGCGACGGCGUGGGUGCGCGCCCCAGAGAGCUUCUUUGUGAGCACGCGCGGCAUCGCCGGCAACAACAACGGCCACAUUGGCGACGAUUCCACGUCCUACACCAGCGUGCUUGGCUGGCAGGUGCACGACACGGGCCUGCUGGCGCCGUUUGGCGACCCGCAGUUCACCAACCAGACCUUCAACGCCACCGUGCUGCCGCCGUCCGAGUGCGCUGGCAACGCCGGCGCGCUUUCCGCCGCCGAAGCACUGUGCCACGUGCUCGUCGACCCGCUCGGUUCGCUCGCCGGAUGCCACGCCACCGUCGCUCCACAGACAUACUACCAGGCAUGCCUGGAAGCGGCAUGUGCGUGGUCCGCCUGGCCGCACAACGCCACCAGCGCCGUGGCCGCCACCUUUGGCAACGCCACGGACGCCCUCCCCCUCCUGGAUGCCUGCGACAUCAUUGCGUCCUACGAGGGUGCAUGUGCGCUUGCCGGAGCCACGGGCAUCUCGUCCGCGCGCGACGUGUGCGGCGUAUGUGGCGGUGACGACUCAACCUGCGCAGAUGGCUUGGCCUCCUGCACCGUGUUCGCGUCCUCGUCCUACGUGACCUUUGAUGGCGAGAGCCUCGACUUUGCCGGGGAGUGCGAGUACAACCUGGUGAGUGACUGCUCGCAACACGAGUUUGACAUCACCGUGGUGACGCGCGGCAGCGACCCAGCCACCCCCGUGCUCGCUGUUCGCUUUGGCGCAUCGCCUCUCGUGCACAUCACGGGCGGCGGUGUUGUGUCGCUUGCUGGCGACGACAUUGACGACAAGGCAGACGACACCGUGCUGACAGCGCCCUACCUGAACAGGCACGGCGUGUCCGUGCACCACACAGGCGACGGUGACAGCGGCGUGCUGCGCGUUGUGCACCAGGCAACGGGCGUGCAUGUGGAGUGGUCGCACUUCAACACGUUCCGCGUGUUUGUGCCGCGCUCGCUGCAGUCGCGCGUGUGCGGCCUGUGCGGGAACAUGAACGGCCUUGCAGACGAGUUUGCGCCGAGCAACCGCAACUCCAUGUGGAGCUUUGGUGUAAACCAAGCCACGCCGCCGCUGCUUCGCCGCCUCACCAGCGCCAGCACCACGUGCACGGAUGGGCCCGAGCCGCCGCGCGACCCUUGCGUCGCCUUCCCCGCUAACCGUGCCCGCGCAGAGGAGCAGUGCAGUGCGCUGCUCAACAGCCCCGCACCUGUGUAUGGCUCCUGUGCCGCCGUGCUUGACCCGGAGCCGUUCUACCGCGCGUGCCUGAGCAUGGCCUGUGCAACAGACGCCAAGGACAUUGGCAAAGCAUGCGUCGACCCGUUCCGGGCCUUUGAGAGCCUGUGCGAUUCCAUCCAGGUGCCAUACACCUCCGUCAUUGACCGCUGCGGCGUGUGUGGCGGCGACGGCUCCACGUGCAGGGACGAUGACCUGCCGGAUGGCACGAGCAGCUGCCUCUUGUACGGCGCGCACAUGACCACGUUUGACGGCCUGCCCUUCAGCUUCUGCGGGCGCGGCAGGUUUGUCGUGGCCUCUGGCGGCCCCAACUGCGAUGGCAGCGAGUUCCAGGUGCACGCGACCCUGGCAGCCGCAUCGACGUCAGCGUACCCCGCUGCCGAUGAGGUGCGCGUCAUCCUGCCCGCCAUCUCCGACGGCAGCACGCAGGAGCCCGCUGUCACGGUGGACGUGCGGCUGGGCGGCCUUGUGGUCAUGAACGGCGAGGUGGUUGAGGACGACGCGCUGCCCAUUGUCACCAGCCGCGUGCGCGUGUCUCGCGUGUACUCGAAGGUGACGGUGCAGCUGCUUGUGCUUGACGUCUCCAUCACCUUCAACGGCGACCUGCUGGAGGUCAACGCGCCAACCGCGUACCGCAACAACCUGUGCGGCCUGUGCGGCCAUUUCAGCGGCACGCAGGUGCUGUUCACCUCCGACAACACAGCGGUGCAGGACACGGGCAACCUGACGCAGACCACGGCGCUUGCCUCGUCGUGGCGUGUUCCCGAGACGCCCGCGACGCCGUCACGCCAGUGCCUGCCAGCACAGCCACCUGCGAGCGAGCAUGGCGAGAAUUGCGAUGUGCUCGCUGCCCCGCGCGGGCGCUACUCCGCGUGCCACGGCGUGGUUGACCCAGAGCCGUACGUGCGCGCGUGUGCCGUCAGCUACGCUGCGUGCAGCAGCGCGUGCAGCUGUGCGGUGGUGCAGGCGUACGAGCAGGCGUGUCGCCUGCGUGGCGUGACAUUUGUGUCCUACGUGGACCAGUGCGGUGUGUGCGGUGGCGACGGCAGCCAGUGCACCAACGACUGGAUGCCCGAGUCGCCAACGGAGCUGGAUGAGGAGGACAUCCUCGACAUCUUGGAGAAGGACUGGCUGGACGAGCCCAUUGACAACCCGACCAACGGGUACGCCGUGUGCUUUGCAGACUCUGGCAUCUACUCGCCGCCCAUGGUGAACGCCUUCAAGAGCAAGUUUGUCAUGAUUGAGUUCUUGGUGAAGCCGCAGCGGUACGGCGGCACGGUCAUGUCGUACACGCACAUCACGGAGCCCAUCAGCGGCAUCAACCAGCGCGUGCUGCGCGACGUGUGUCUGCCUCACCCGAUUGAGCAGCUGCUGGAGCCCGAGCCCGAGGAGCCGCAGUUCGGCCGCACCUUCUCCGUCGUGCUCUCCAACCCGCUGCAGGUGGUGUAUGGCGACCGCGUCGUGACGACAGACUUUGUUGUGCAGCUCAACGCGUGGAACCACAUCACGCUCGUGUGGAGCCGCACCACGGGGGUGGUCAACCUGUUUAUGUUCACGCAGCAAGGUACGCUGCUGUCCAAGUCGGUCUUCUUUGCAGACUCAAGCCAGAUGUUCCGCCCGGGUGGCGUGCUCUCGUUUGGCCAGUGGCGGCCCUCCGCAUACGCGACCAGCAGCCACGCCAGCGGGCAGUUCGUGGGCUGCGUGGACGAGAUUCGCAUCUUCGAGAAGAACUCCCUGUUCGACUCAACGGCCAUCCGCCAGAACUUCCACCGCAACGUGCAGCCCUCGGAUGUGGACCUGGUGUCGCUGUGGAAGUUUGACGACGGCGCUGGUGCUGUGGCGAAGGACCUUGGCCCCGCUGCCACGCCGCUCGUGUUCCCGCAGCCGCCGCUGCCGAGCCCCGUCUGGUUCCUCACGUACACGGACAUUGACGCCCCGCCAAGCGACGAGGGCGGCGCUGUGCAGUUUUCCUCGCCAGAGCUGGACGACCUGGCCAACUUCCGCUGCGGCCUGUUCAUCCGCGCCAACACGCCAUGCAGACUGCUGGGCCAGGCCACGUCUGACUUCUACCUCAAGGCGUGCCUCGCUGACAUUGCGCGCUCCAACGAGCUGGCGGCAGGCAUGUCGUCGUUGGUGGCGUACGCGGACUACUGCCAGUCUGUGCUGAGCCUCAAGACGUGGCCGCUGCAGAGCUUCUGCAACGACUACGCAGACAUGGACUUCCCGCUGUACAUUGGCACCAAGUGCGACAAGCUGUGCUACAACGGCCACGCCUCUGCAGAGGAUCUCAACGUGUGCGUGUGCGACCCCGGAUACUAUGGCACGGAGUGCAAGGACGCGUGCCCUGGCGGUGCAGCCACGCCGUGCAACGGUAACGGCCUGUGUCGCGUGGAUGGCACCUGCGCCUGCGAUCCCCAGUGGACCGGCGCAGACUGCUCAGUCUGUGCGCAGGGCUGGCUGGGUGCCAAGUGCGAAUUUGCACGUCUCGACAGCAGCAGCGACAACAGCGGUGCCGGCGCCUCCGUGGCUGCUGGUAUUUUUACUGGCGGCCUUGUGCAUGCGUUUGAGGGCAUUUCCUUUGCCUACCCGUCACCUGGCCGCGUGGUGCUGAGCCAGCAGCGUGCGGGUGUUGUCAACACGGGCGGCCAGGAGCUGGCCAAAGUCACCGCGCAGCUGGCGCCGUGCCAGCAGGGCCGCGCAGUGUGUGUAUCGGAGGUGACAGUCCGAUUUGGUUCGGACAAGGUGCAGCUUGUGAGCCCCUAUGUUGCUGCGGGCGCGUUUGAGGUGCGUGUGAACAACGUGCUCACGCGCUCCGAGGGUGUUGCCAUUCCAAUUGGUGGUGGCGGCAGCAGUGGCGUCAACAACGUGACCCAAACGUCGUUGGACAGCGUAGUGCUGCGGUUUGAUGUGGGCAGCGUGCUGGUGAUUGAGCAGCGCCAGGGCUUCCUGGAAGUGUUCCUGCGCGCUCCUCGCGCCACCACCUGCGCGUGGACGGAGGGCCUGCUUGGUUCCUGCCAUGCGGGCUCGUCGCUGGCGUUUGCAAACCUGACGCUGGCAGACCUGCCGGAUGAGAUGGAGGCGUUCUCCAGCAGCAGCCCGGCCACGGCCACCGACGCCGGCUUUGCCCUCCGCCUCAACGACAGCGGCCUCGUUUCGUCGCCGCUCGUGUUUGACGACAGCGACACCGUGACCUUUGAGGUGAGCGUGAAGCCGAAGCAGGUUGGCGGCGUUGCCUUUGCAUACCGCAAGCUGCACACGCUCGCUGUGUCGUUUGGCGACUCCGGUCCCUUCACACGGCUCAGCAUCUCGGGUGGCCUGUGGCUCAUGCACGCGCACACGCGGCCCACCGUUGGCGCCCGACUCACCGUGAGCACGCUGGCAGGCGCCGCCUUCACCGUGCUGGAGCACCGCAUGCACCAGGGCGAGCGGGUGGCACUGCUGUCGCCCAUUGGCUCUGCUAACAGCACCGCGUUUGCCCUGAGCAGGGAUGGCUCGUGGCAGAUUGACACGCUGAUUGUCUCGUAUGGCUCGGAGGCGUACCCGACCGAGGUGGCGUUCCAGAUCAACAAGUGGCACCAGCUCAGCGUCGUGUGGACACGGUCCCAGGGCACCGCUGAGGUGUGGCUGUUGACGGACGACACAUCGGGCGUGUUCACUGCGUUUGUGGGCACGAGCGCCUGCGAGUCUGGCGGCCAGGUGCUGCUUGGCGUGUGGAUGGCUGGCGACUCCGUGCUGGGACAGGGUGCGGUUGCUCCGUUUGUUGGCGACGUGGAUGAGCUUCGCCUGUGGACGCGGCCCAGCAACCCGGCCAUCGUUGCCUCCACGUACCUGAAGAACGUACCGCCGUACGCACCAGACCUGGCCGGCAUGUGGAAGUUUGACGAGGGCAGCGGCGACGUUGUCGGUGACCAGGUUGGGCCAACCCUGCUCUUCUUUACACGACAGGCGCCAACGUGGAUCGCCUCCACGCUUCCACUCCCCAUCACCUUUGUGUACUCGCAGGACGACGUUGAAGCGCGUGACAUUGGGCUGGUGGUGUCUCUGGACGAGUUUGCUUCCGGCUACGAUGAGGAGUUGCUGCAGCGCCGCCGGCGCAGUGCAAGCAGCAGUGGCGGCAGUGGCGGCAGCGGUGGUCUGAACAGCACGUCAACGGCACCGCUUGUGGACGCGUGGCCCGUGUCGCUGCCAACCUACGGCGCCACGCCCGCGCAGCAGCAGGUGUUCCUUGCGGACUGCAACCGCUGGAUUGGCUCGCUGCAGGCCAUGUGUGCGCCGCUGUUCCCCAACCCGGCCGAGUACUACUUGUUGCAGUGCUUGCAGCAGGGUGCAGCCAACAACGCCAGCGCGUCUGGGCUCGUCAGCGUCUUUGCAUUUGCAACGCUGUGCGAGGAUGACCUGAACCUGGCAGAGUGGCCUGCAAGGCCGCUGUGCAAUGAGGGCUUGAAGACCGAUUGGAUCGGGCCAACCUGCGACAGGCUGUGCCUGUUUGGCCGUGAGGCCACAGACCAAUCCGGCAACCACUACUGCGAGUGCGACGCCGUGCACUUUGGCAUUACGUGCGAUUCCCUGUGCGAGGGUGUGGUGGAUGGCGUGGCCUGCUCUGGCCACGGCAGCUGCAACUCCGUCACGGGGCAGUGCAUGUGCGAGACGCGCUGGAACGGCGACAGCCUGUGCUCGUCGUGCAGCCCCGGGUGGACCGGUGUUGACUGCAGCGUGGCCACCGCGCCCGACCUGUUUAUCAACUCCACCACGGAGGGCAACGUCGUGUGCACGGCGUUUGGCGACCCGUACUUCACCAGCUUUGCUGGUACGGCGUAUCAGUUCAGCGGCCUCGGCACGUACACGCUCGUGCGCACGGACACCAUGCACGUGCAGAGCAUCCACCGCCCCUGCACGGCGUUUGAGACGUGCGUGUCGUCGUCCAUGAUUGGCGUGUCAUACGACAGCCAGAGCAUGGCCGUGUACCUCGCAGACACGGGUGCCAACCGGCUGGAGGCGCUCUUCUCCGACGCGCUCACGGGCGCCAUGCAGACGGUCGAGCACCCGACAGACUUUGCCACGCCCGGCGGGCUGAGGGCAGAGUGGUACCUGCAGUCGCGCCACAAGCUCGUGGUGUCGUUGCCCAACGGCGUGCGGGUGACGGUGACGGCGUAUGUCGGGCAGCUGAGCGCGGCCCUGGACAUUCCCGCGUCGCUGCAGGAGAACAUGCACGGCCUGUGCGGCUCCAACUCCACAGCGCUGCAGACGGAGUUUACGUGGAGGGAGUGCCCAACGGGUCGGCGCGGCGAGGCGUGCGAUGUCCUCGACUGCCCCGGUGAGCCAGACUGCUCCAACCGUGGCGUGUGCGCCCUGGACUAUGCCAACGCACCAAACCCGUACUGCCUGUGCGACCCCAACUUCCAAGGCGCAGACUGCAGCCAGCCCAUCUGUCCCGGCAGCCCGCAGUGCGGCGGCCCGCUUCGCGGCACGUGCGCGGUUGUGAACGAACAGCCCGUGUGCAUGUGCUCCAACACGACGCUGGGCGCUGCCUGCGGUGAGUGCGUGAGCGGCUACGGUGGCGACCACUGUCAUGUUGAGCUGUCGUGUGCUGGCGGCGCCGGCUGCGGCAGCCACGGUGAGUGCGUUGCGCAGGGCGAUGUUGCCGUGUGCGCGUGUGACGCUGGCUUCACCGGCCCCACGUGCGACCUGUGCGUGUUUGGCAAGACCGGCGCGACUUGCACGGAUGACAUUGUCUGCCCCGACGAUUGCUCUGGCCAUGGCCUCUCCUGCGUGGAGACAGCCAACACCAACAGCAGCACCGCCACGACGGGCGUCAACGGCACCAUGAGUACUGCGGCCAACACGAGCAUUCCCGUCGGCGAGUGCCUGUGCCAGCGCGGCUGGGCCGGUCCGACCUGCGCCGUUGAGGCGUGCACGCGCGAGGUCACAUGCGGCGGGCACGGCGACUGCCGUCUGGUCAACAACACCGCGUUUGUGUGCGACUGCGAUGCCCGCUUCACGGGCGACAACUGCUCGAGCUGCGCAUUCCCAUACACGGGCUCCAACUGCAGUGAAGCCAUCACAACGACGGUGCCAGCGCCGACCACGCCACUGUCGAACGCAACUACCCCCGCCAACGCAACGGCAAUGCCAAGCACAAGCGCAGCAACGCCAGCGACCAAUGGCACGGUGCUUGCAUCGACCACGGCUGCGGUGAACACAACAAGUUCAGCUGGCAACACGACCACAGCCACGUCCACGACCACGCCUCUGCUCACGUCAACGAGUAGCUCAACAACCACAACGACAACGACGACGACAACGCUGCCAUUUGACAGCGAGGUGCUGUCGCAGGCAUGGUUGAAUGAGAUGCUGCCUCGCCGCUUUGGUGUGCCUGGCCACGACGUGAUUCCAGGCCGAUUUGAUCCUGGCCAGACCCGCAUUGGCUCUGGCGGCUUCAUGUUUGCCUUCAACCAGACCUCUGUGAGCUUUGUGCCCCAGCGCGACUGCGGCGACGUUCCAUACGAGCCGUCCGGCGGCGAUGAUGGCACGGGUGGUGGCACGGGUGGUGGUGGCACUGGUGGUGAUGGGACUGGUUCGGGUGAUGGCGGUGCUAGUGGAGGCAUGUGCAAUGGUGGCGAGUGCGGCUUGGCUGUAGAGGGCUGGGUGAAACCUGGCUUUGACAACGUUCAUGACGACUUGGACCAGUAUGCAGCAGACAACACUGGCAGCGGAAGCGGAAGCGGAAGCGGCAGUGGGUCUGGCUCUGGCUCUGGCUCUGGCUCUGGCUCUGGCUCUGGCUCUGGCUCCGGCUCCGGCUCUGGCUCGGGUGACUACACGUAUGGCUAUGGUGGUGGUUACGUUGUGCCGCUGAACCCACACCGCUUGCGGCGCUGCACACGCAACUUUGUCGUGUUUUCGUUCUACACGGACUACGCCAACGGCAUCACGUUCAACUGCGUCGUGCUGGACGGCCGCUUGACCAUCACCUGGGGCACGUUUGUGUUCAAGACACGCAUCAUCAUGUACCGCAACCUGUGGGCGCACAUCACGGUGACGUGGCGCCCAACGGACGGCCGCCUCUUUGUGCUGGUGCACCGACCCGGGCUGGUGGUGGCAACCGACGUGGUUGUCGGCCUCCUGCGCACGUGCCACUUUGGCGUGGACGGCGAGUUCACCUUGGGGCGUGCCCUCGAGCCCAUCCCCGUGCUGCAACCGUCGUCAACGGAGGCACGCCGUCGCCGCGAGACUGAGACCACGGACUUUGAGGGCCACAUGGACGAGGUGCGCUUCUGGAACCGGCCCAUCUCCGGAGACCAGGUUGGGCAGAACUUCUUCUACCCGCAACAGGGCUACUCGGAUGGUCUGCUCAUGCACACCAACUUUGACAACGCGCAGCUGACCGGCACCAGCACGCUGCUGGCUGACCAGUACGGCGUUGAUGGUACGCGGUGCAGGCUGCGUGGACAGGCGAGCAUGCCCAGCGACGGUGGUUCCCCGGAUCCUUCCGGCUCGAACCUCUUCCCCGUGUCCACGGCGCCGCUACUCUUCCGCGCGUCGAUGGGCUGUGUGUUUGAAUCCGCAACGCUGCAGCGACAGGCAGAAGCCCUGUGCGAUGACAUGUUCCUGCACGGGGAGCUGGCCACGGAGUGCUCUGCGCUUGGCGCGCUGCUGGAGUUCUACCACGGCGCGUGCGUGUGUGAGAUUGCGCGGUACCGCGACCUCGCCCAUCACCGCUCAUCCGUCUGCCUGUUUGCACACUACUGCACGUCGACCGGCACAAGCAGCACGCCCGACCUGCUGUCGGACUAUUGUGACGGCCAGGUCAACGUUGUGACGACCACGGGGCAGCCUGUGCCGACCACGGGCAACGACGACGAUGACUUUGGACAGAGCACGCUGACGGACAGCAACUGGCCCUUCUACCUGACCAUCAUUGUGAGCGGCGUGUGCAUCGUGUUUAUGUUUGUGUGGUACAUCAUCAUCACCCUGUACACGCGCAACAAGGAGCAGCAGGAGGUGCUGGAUCAGAGCUCUGCGCUCGACGUCGAGCUCGGGUACCUGGGCACGCAGGAGGGCGACUUCAGCUUUGUCAACCCCAUGUUUGAAAUCCAGCCGGAGGCCGGCCCAUCCGACGUGACGAUGAUGCCCAACCCGCUGUACUCUGCACCGGAGAGCAGUGAUGCAGGCCAGCAGCCGCUGAGCUCGACAUCUGCCUCUGCCGGUGCCGGCAAGGUGCCUGGCGAGUCAGGUCUCGGCAGCGCUGGCGCGUAUGAUGUGGGUGAUGGCGACGCCGUGCCUGUGGAUGUGAAGGAGAGCGAGCUGUGCGACCCCAGCGUCAACUACCAGGAGAACGAGCUGGGAUUGCUUGCGUUUGACAUGUUUGAGCAGAACCCUCCUGAGGGCGCAGCCGAAUUUGGUGAACCCGCUCAUGGCUCCCAGCGGCGGCGACGCGGCAAGCGGCGCGGCGUGGUUUGGCGUGCUGGGCAUGGUCAAGAACGACCCGUGGAUGCACAUUGA
Salpingoeca rosetta is the source of this 27763-nucleotide messenger RNA. RefSeq names its product teneurin-2. Gene Ontology annotation, molecular function: protein binding. Lineage: Eukaryota; Choanoflagellata; Craspedida; Salpingoecidae. Gene Ontology annotation, cellular component: extracellular matrix; membrane. The record is from RefSeq and is a predicted model, not a curated record. The transcript has 10 exons. Gene Ontology annotation, biological process: cell communication. The coding region runs from base 110 to 27763 and encodes 9217 amino acids.